This is a messenger RNA of Syngnathus typhle (broad-nosed pipefish), 613 nucleotides long. RefSeq names its product RIIa domain-containing protein 1-like. The record is from RefSeq and is a predicted model, not a curated record. Bases 198 to 527 code for a protein of 109 amino acids. NCBI's taxonomy places the organism in Eukaryota, Metazoa, Chordata, Actinopteri, Syngnathiformes, Syngnathidae. The transcript has 4 exons.
CGUGACUCUGUAUCCGUUGGCCAAUUGCUUAUGUCACAAUAUUGGGCAACAACUGCCCAUUAUUCUACUGGAAUAUUUUUUCAUUCCUUUUACUCUCUGCUUGUAUUUCAGGCUUUUUAUGUAGCACAUAAAAGAAGCAAAGGAUGACCGCCAUGUUUUUGUACUUUUAAGCCUAAUUUGGACCCCCAAAAGCACAAAUGUCUGUUCAAGGCGGCUUUGGCGUCCUGAAUGCCGAACAACUGGAGAAACUGCGCCAGUUCAAAAUCCAGACGAGGAUCGAUAAUGAGCAUUAUCUGAUGGCUCAUCCCGAGGUGGAGGUCAUGGUUGAAGAUUUUCUCAGGUUUGAUCAUUUCGUUUUUUCUACAGUAUGUGUGUCUGCUAAAAUAACCACAAGAGAUUUGUUUUUCAGAGAAGUGCUUCUUAAAAAGCCCACUCGCAUUCGUGCGUUUGCUGCUGAGCAUUUCACCAACCCCGAUCUUCACAUUGGUAUUAAUGCUAAAAUGGCGACCAUCAAUAUCGAUGCAUAACAGGCUGGUUACUCAUUUAGAUUUUUUUUUUUUUAAUUCUUGGUGUAAGUUUGAAGGACGGAAAUAAAGAUGACAAAUGAAUCAUG